Messenger RNA from Triplophysa rosa, 2479 nucleotides. Its product is annotated as kanadaptin-like. NCBI's taxonomy places the organism in Eukaryota, Metazoa, Chordata, Actinopteri, Cypriniformes, Nemacheilidae. The transcript is spliced from 7 exons. The record is from RefSeq and is a predicted model, not a curated record. The coding region runs from base 1 to 738 and encodes 245 amino acids.
AUGAAAACUCUGAAUUACGUACCGCUUAAACGUCACGAUGAUUUACGAGUCGGUGUGUUUGCAACGCUGGAAUGUCUGAAACAGUCCUUUCAGUAUAACGGCAGGAAUGUGAACUUUCAACCAACAUCUAGUAGUAAAGCUACAGUCAAUGUCAAGAAGUUAUCACUUCCCAUGUUUGGAGCCAUGAAGGGAGGCAGCAAAUUCAAACUGAAGACUGGAACUAUAGGAAAUUUACCCCCAAAGCGAACCACUCUGCCCCCUGAGCUUUUCAACAUGAAGGAGCUUCCCCCUGGUGGAGAGGAAGAGGAUGAUGAAGAACAGGAAUAUGAGAACACAGAAGACACAGACACAGAUUGUGAUCUGGAGGUUAUUCAGUCUACAGAGAUGGGCAGUCCAGAACACUGUCAUGGCAAUGAUAGCUCUGAAACUCACACAUACCGCCAUAAUGACACGGAUGACCAGCCUGAUAAGACAGUAACAUCUCAUGAAAAAAAGAAAGCCAAAUCUGUUCAUCUACAUAGUGAGAAUGCCCCUCCUCCAAAAGAGGGAUGUGACAAUAGUGUCUCUAAUGUCCAGAGUUCAAAGAAUCUGAAGAAGAAAGUAAUAGGACCAAGCAGGCCACCUGUGACCAUGUCCAAGCAGUACCCAGAAGAUGAUCCUGACUACUGCGUCUGGGUUCCUCCAGCAGGUCAGACUGGUGAUGGUCGGACACAUCUGAAUGAUAAGUACGGCUACUGAGCACAGAAAAGGAAGACCAUCCUCAAAUCAGCUUAACUCCUUAUCUUAGUAUCGAGAGAAAGGAUGCACUAUGUCGAUCUCUUUCCUCUUUAUACAUCAUCUCAUGGAACUGUCACAAGUAGCUCAAAUGAGCUCAAAAUGUUUUUAGAUGUUGUUUUCAAGCAUUUUUGUUUUCUGACUUUAAUUUCCUUUCUCACAACAUUUUUAGCCUGGGGUCAUGAACUAAGAUAGGAUGGAUGUAGUUUUUAAGGUGAGGUUCCUUCAGGUUGAGGUCAGGUGAUUUUGAUAUUCUGGGUUGCUUUUGUGGAAAAGUAUUGAUUGACACACAGUUUUUUUCUGGAUUUGGGAACUGGCAUAACAAACGUGUCCAGCAUUGCAUGUAUGACUUGUUCUACAUCCUGCUCAUGAAGCAGGAAACUAUAGGCUGCCAGCAGCUGUUCAAUUGUUGUUCAAAUGUUAAAGCACUGUACUAUCAAACAACCUGUUGUUGACAAAUCUCUAUAUACAGCUUGCUGUUCUGUGAUUAGUUUAAUAAACUAAAGAGGGCUCUGUGAAUAUUCAGUUCUCUGUUCUGGGUCACUCUCAGAGCAAUGGUAGACUCCCUCCUCAGCUUGGCUGUGGUACCACCCUCCGCAUGGCAAGCUCCAACUGAAGUGGACCUCUAUUGAAUGGUAACGAUACCUCCUCAGAGUGGUGGCUUUACCAGCCAUCUGGACUCUUGCUCGGCAUUCUGGGAUUAGCAAGAUGUUAAUGAAUCUGUGUUAAUGAGAAAGGGAGUGAGUUUAGCGCUGUGUGUGUGUGUUCUUUUUCUUGGACUUAAUGAAGAGUGACUCAGUAUUGGGGAUGUAAUGUGUGUGUGUUUGUGUGUUCAGAUAUGGAUUAGGCCCCUCCACAUAUGCUACUACACACUAGCCGAUCUGCUUAUGCUCUUCAAUUCUCCAUUGUUAGGAGAAAUGUUACUUGUCUUUUGCAAAAUAAAAAUGUAUGGCAUCUACUGCUAAAAUGGUUUUAAUUGUUGUUGUUUUUUUGAUAUGUGCUCACUUGUGUAAUUAAAAGAUAUAUAUAUAAAAUACGUAUGAACUACUGUGCUAUUUUUUCAGUGCAUGUUUACAUUUAAGCAUUUAGCAGCUAAUAUGGUAUAACUGUUACUUGUCCAUGCAUGCCCUGGGAGUUCUAUGGCCCCGGUAAGAUCUAUUGGCUCCAUCUUUGACAGAAGUUUUGGUUUUUAUUUAAUUUCAGUUUUCCAAAUCAAACAAACUGUUUUACAGUAAUGCCCUUAUUAUAUGGGCAAAGUUUUCUGAAGAAUUUAACUGCAUGAUUGUAGAUGUUUGUAGACAUUUGUGUAAAUAUAAUUUUUGUGACUCAUGUAAGGUAUAUGCUGCACACUGCUUAUCCUACAAGAAACCGAUUUGAAAGGCGUCUAACUGACUUUCUUCCAGAUAUCUCGAUUUCUCCAUUCCUGGCUGAAUGCCUUUGGCCCCUCACCACACCCGGUGCUGACGUCACCCUCCAGUUCCCUGUUCACAAACAUACAGCUUAUCGCUCUGCUUUGAAUCUGGCUCAGACAGGCCUGUGGAAUCAGCCCACGCUGGAACAAGAAUGCUCCUUUCAGGUGUAUAAAGAACCUGAAAUGUUGGCAGACAUGCUCACCCAAUAUGGGAUUACUUUUGUGUCAAUAAAAAUGAAUGCAAACUUUAAAAAAAAAACGAACAAAAAUAAACGAGACAGAAAAAAAACACUU